ACACACACUAAGAAGAAAAACAAAUCAAAUUAUUUACCGGAAAGAUGAACCAAGAAGAACAAGUUCAGCUCUUGGGGUUAUGGGGAAGUCCUUUUAGCAAAAGAGUAGAGAUGGUCCUGAAACUUAAGGGCAUACCUUAUGAAUAUAUUGAAGAAGAUGUUUAUGUUCAGAAGAGCCCUAUGCUUCUCAAAUUGAACCCUAUCCACAGAAAAGUCCCUGUCCUCGUCCACCAAGGCAAAUCGAUAGCUGAGUCUCUGGUGAUUGUCGAAUACAUUGAAGAUACUUGGAAGACAAGUUACCCAAUCUUGCCUCACGAUCCUUAUGAACGUUCCAUGGCCCGUUUUUGGGCUAAGUAUGUGGAUGACAAGGUAAUGUUAACAUUGUGGAAGGCUUGUUUGGGACCAGAAAGCGAAAGAGAGAAGAUGGUUGAAGAAGCUUAUGAGGGUUUGAAAUGUCUCGAAAAAGAGCUUGGAGACAAACAGUUUUUUGGAGGAGAGACAAUUGGAUUUAUUGAUAUAGCCGCUGACUUCAUAGCGUAUUGGUUUGGGAUUGCGCAAGAAGCUUCAGGUGUCAUGAUCAUGACCGGAGAGAAGUUUCCAAAACUACAACGUUGGUCAGAAAAUUUCGUUGGGAAUAGUAUUAUUAAGGAAGUCUUGCCGCCAAAGCAGAAGCUCCUGGCUCUUUUCAAAGCCCAGUUUGGAAAUGACCCAUCUAAAUAAACGUAAUAAGACAAAGACUAUCUUACUUUAUGAAAAGUAUGUAUGUUAUAUAAUCUACAAAGUCUGCAGUUUGUUUUACCAAAAAUAAGAAAGUCUUGAUGUCUGUAUGUUUGUCUUUGUUUUUAUUUACGUGUCUUCUUUGUUUAAAGUUUAUAAAUCUCUAGAAUGGUUAUUUUUAGAUGGAACUUUCAAAUAAAAUAUGAAAAAUGUUUAGCAGAAGUAUUUUUUUGUAAAGAAAUGUGUACUCAUCCGGUUGGUAGGCAUUACGCAAAC
Messenger RNA from Eruca vesicaria subsp. sativa (arugula), 992 nucleotides. The record is from the annotation of a GenBank genome assembly. Lineage: Eukaryota; Viridiplantae; Streptophyta; Magnoliopsida; Brassicales; Brassicaceae.